AAAUUUUCCUCUUUCGUGCUCCUCCGAUUGCGUUAUCUUCUCUCUCAAUCCCAGCCCUACUUCUCUGCAAACACAACAAACUUUGAUCGCUCUCUAUAUCAACUUCUCUUCUCUCUGAAUCUUGCUCUCACCGAACCCGAAUCUUGUAUACCUCCCCAGCCUUCACAACCGUCGCCGAAUCUCUGAUCUUCAAGAACCCUCGAUUUUUGACAUCAAUUUUGUUUGUCGAGACAAAUUUUUCUUUCGGAAUUAUAAUAUUACCCUUUUCUUUUUUACCAACGCAGUAUAUAUAUUAGUAUUGUUUUUGGAUAAGAUUUCGCUUGAUCGAAACCCUAAACUGUAAGGAACUCCUCUGAUUCGAUUUGAUUUCCUAGAAAUUUACGCAAAAUUAUACAUUUCGCUUCCCUCAGAUUCUUUCUUUCGUUUGCACCUCUUGGGGCCGAUCUGGGAACCGAGCAGAAAUGGUGGGCGGUGGAAGCAGGAGAGACGAUGGGUCGAUGGUGAUCAACAACACCAACGUGUUCGCUGCGCUCGAGACUCUGCGGAAGAAGAAGAAAUCCGAUAAGGACCGCAAGAGCGGCAGCAAGGCCCACUCCUCCAAGUCCCAUUCCGCCUCAGCCCAGGCCGAGGCCAAGGAGCCUGAACGCCAGGUGUUUUGGACCCCGGCCCCGUUGAAUGUCAAGUCCUGGGCCGACGUGGACGACGAAGACGACGAAGACUACUACGCCACUGCUGCCCCGCCGCAGACAGCCUGGGGCGCGGCGGAGGAGCAGCAGCAGCAGAGUAAAGGGCAGGACAGCCACUUAGAGGAAACUGAGAGUGAAGAUGAUAUUCUUGAUGAAGGCGAUGAUGAUGUAGAGGAUGAGCAUGACCAUGAACCAGAGGUUCCAGUACAUCCUGAACCAGUGGUGAAGAAAAAUCCUGAAGUUUCUGAGCCACCUAAGGAGACGGAGAGGCAGCUUUCGAAAAAGGAAAAAAAGAAGAAGGAGCUUGCAGAACUUGAGGCCCUUUUGGCUGAUUUUGGAGUUACCCAGAAUGAGAGCAAUGGUCAAGAUGAGUCGCGCGGUGCGUCACAAGAGAAGAAAGAUGGGGAGGCUAAUGCAGAUGGAGAAAAGAAGGAAAAUGCCUCUUCAGAGUCCAAAAGCGCCAAGAAGAAGAAAAAGAAGGAUAAAAAUUCCAAGGAAAUGAAAGAAGCCCAGGAUCAGCCCAACUCAGAAGUGACCAAUGGGCCAGAUGAAGCUGCUGGUACUGAACAGACAGAGGAGGAUGCAUCUGCUGUUGAUGUGAAGGAGCGAAUAAAGAAGAUGGCAUCUAUGAAGAAGAAGAAAUCUAGUAAGGAGAUGGAUGCUGCUGCUAGAGCUGCUGCUCAAGAGGCUGCUGCAAGGAGUGCAAGACUUGCUGCAGCAAAGAAGAAAGAGAAGAACCAUUACAACCAGCAGCCAGUGCGGUAAACAAUGUUUUUGUUGGCAGACCUUUCUUCAACAUCCAUAUAGGAAUACGCAUCUCUUGAUGUUCAGAUGAAAGUACGAAAUAAACUUGGCUCUGGUUUUGUGAAGAUGACUUUUAGUUGUAUUUCAGUGGGACUGAAGGAGGUUUCUUUCUGGCUUUUUGGAUCUUAUGGUUGGUCAAUUAUCGUGGGACAUUUCAUUUUGACAGUUUUGCUCAUUGAAUAUUCUUCCUUGGAAACUGGAAAGUAGUUCAACUUGAUAGCUCUGUAUUUUUGUA
Molecule: messenger RNA, 1725 nt
Organism: Alnus glutinosa
Lineage: Eukaryota; Viridiplantae; Streptophyta; Magnoliopsida; Fagales; Betulaceae
Exons: 3
Coding region: 462-1451 (329 amino acids)
Source: RefSeq, a predicted model, not a curated record